Messenger RNA from Adineta steineri, 270 nucleotides. Lineage: Eukaryota; Metazoa; Rotifera; Eurotatoria; Adinetida; Adinetidae. The record is from the annotation of a GenBank genome assembly.
AUGCCAUAUUAUUUACAAUGGUAUUCAGAUUAUUAUCAUCCAGCAAAUACUAUAAAAAUUUUAAGAAUAUUAUUAAAUGAACUUACUAUAUGGAUGACAAAUUGUCAUCCCGAUACUUAUUAUCAAUGUUCACCUCAACGUGCAAAAAUGAUUCGUCAUCUAACUUAUCUUUUUGUUCGUCCUCUUAAAUCUGAAUAUAUAAAUAUAUUAUGUCAAGAUUUUUAUCAUGAUUAUUGUAAAUUAGUAUUACAUUGGGCAUCAAUAUUAUGA